AUGCAUUUCGUGUUACUUUUCGUCUUCCUGAAGGCCGUCAGAGGUGAGGAGGCCUGUGAUCUCGACGGAGGCCCUCAAAAGCAAAGAAGUUUGCUCCAGAACUUCGCAGUCAAAUCCGCCGUGUCACAGGAGAACGACUUACAGCCGGGGCCGCGUCUCAGGCUCAAGGUCUUGGGCUACAACCCCGAUGAGAGGCCUGAGGAAGUCCAGAGCAAGGACACGAGCCUUUGCGAAGAGGACAUCUUCGCGAGGCCGGAGCUUUGCCCAGCAAAGUGUCCCUAUGCAGCUGAGAUGAAAAAGGAGUUUUGCCACUUUCGCUGCGUGGAGCGGAACCAGUGCGGUUUGCUGGGUACAGUGGAGAAUGCCACGAUCCCUGAUGACAGGCUGAUGGUCUGUCGACAUUGCAAUGUAGAAGGAUGCUUGCAUUGUGCGCACGCCAAGCCUGGGCAAGUAGGAGAGAAACUGGAGCACUGCCGUCAAUGCAUGCCGGGCUAUUCGCUCACCGAGGAGGGUGAAUGCCAGAUGAAAGGCUUGGGCUUCUUCAUCGCGAUGGCGGUGAUCUCGGUGGUCGCUGUCAUCCUUGUGAUCGUGUGGUAUGUGCUGAUUUCCAUGAAGCCCUGCGUGAACCCCGAAGGUGUGGCCGAGGGCUACGAGAGCCGCGAGCGCACGCGGCUCACAGAGGUCUCAGGAGAAGCCUAUCCCUUGACCACGAACCUGCUCAGCACCAAUGUCGCGGGCGUUGGAACCAUGGCCCUGUUCCGCUAUCAGUUUGCGCUCUUGAUCUGGGCCAUCACACUGUUGCUCGUCUGGUUUGGCUUCGUGAUCUUUGUGAGCUCUGAUCUGCUGAUUUUGGGCAAUCGACUGGCCGAAUCCCCUCAGAUGCUUUGUGCCAUCGUCGAAUGGGGUCACCACCGACAGAUGGAGCUGAUUUGGACCAAGGUGUCCUGGCUUUGCUUCGCCUACAUCUUCUCCUUCGGUGGUGCCAUCUUCUACGCAGUGCAGCAAACGAAGCUCUUUGCUCGAGCUGAUGUGGAGCAUGCCACCAUGGCGAGCUUCGCCGCCAAGCUGGAGGGGCUCCCGAGCUUGGGCGGGCAUGAGCCGGUGGAGGAGAAGUUGAAAGGUGCUGUGAAGGCGGCAACGGGUGUCCAGCCGGUGGCUGUGAGCGUGGCCUGGGAUUAUGCCCCGUCACGGAAGAUGGUGGAGGCGAUCUUGGAGCAGGUCUGGCGAUGGAAACGACGCGAUGGUGGUUGA
Messenger RNA from Durusdinium trenchii, 1251 nucleotides. Lineage: Eukaryota; Dinophyceae; Suessiales; Symbiodiniaceae. The record is from the annotation of a GenBank genome assembly.